Myripristis murdjan (pinecone soldierfish) is the source of this 1470-nucleotide messenger RNA. It is a transcript of the gene foxd2, whose product is annotated as forkhead box D2. NCBI's taxonomy places the organism in Eukaryota, Metazoa, Chordata, Actinopteri, Holocentriformes, Holocentridae. The record is from RefSeq and is a predicted model, not a curated record. The transcript has a single exon. Gene Ontology annotation, biological process: anatomical structure morphogenesis; regulation of transcription by RNA polymerase II; cell differentiation. Bases 111 to 1214 code for a protein of 367 amino acids. Gene Ontology annotation, molecular function: RNA polymerase II cis-regulatory region sequence-specific DNA binding; DNA-binding transcription factor activity, RNA polymerase II-specific.
GUCGUAAGGGGCAGAGGGAGAGUGUCUUGAAGCACUCGCUCAGUAGCCUCACCAGCGCAGAGCAGGAGGGAACCUGGGAGAGAGGGGGAAGAGAAGCGGUGUCUCCAAGGAUGACUUUAGGGACGGAUAUGUCCGACAGCUCUGCAUUGUCCGAAGAUGUGGACAUCGACGUGGUCGGGGGUGACGUCUCCGUUGGAAGGGACGGAAAGUAUAUCCACCACGAUUUCAACUUGGACAAUGACUCGGACGAUAAUUACUCCCAGAACGCGGCUGAGAGGGUUUCCUCUCCGGGACUCAGCAGCUCCGACUGCCCGUCAGAGCAGAUGGGCUCUAACGCAGAGGCCGGGACCAUGAUCAGUGACAAACCCAGCAAAAGUGCACUUGUGAAGCCUCCCUACUCCUACAUAGCCCUGAUCACCAUGGCCAUUCUCCAGAGCCCCAAGAAGCGACUCACUCUCAGCGAGAUCUGCGAGUUCAUCAGCAAUAGAUUCCCAUACUACCGGGAGAAAUUCCCCGCUUGGCAAAACUCUAUUCGCCACAAUCUUUCCCUUAAUGACUGCUUCGUCAAAAUCCCACGGGAACCUGGCAACCCCGGAAAAGGCAAUUACUGGACUCUCGACCCGGAGUCCGCAGACAUGUUCGACAACGGGAGCUUUUUACGCAGGAGGAAGCGCUUCAAGAGGCACCAAAACAAUGAAAUCCUCAGGGACUCCGGGGGGUUUCUCCCCGGGUUUGGAUACGGCCCUUAUGGCUACAACUAUGGACUUCAGCUGCAGAACUUUCAUGCAGCCCACAACCCGUAUCACUCGCACCAUCCGGGUGGCGCAUUUCCGUUCCCAAACGCCCCAUGCGCUUUGCCCUCAGCAGCCUCCAUAUUCCCCACGCCGCAUCCCCUUCCAUCCCUCUUAGGGGCCGAUUUACGAAAGCCAUUCUAUCCUCAACUAAGCCCGACUCUGCCGCCUCUCAAGACGGACUCCAGCACCCCGAGUCGGCCUUCUUUCUCCAUUGACAAUAUCAUCGGUGCGGCCAACUCCACCGCCUCCUCCUACAGCACACAGCCGGGCAGCCAGGCUCAGAUCCUGGCCAUGUUGACCCCAGCACUGGCCUCUGCUUCCAACCACUUGAACCUAUCACAGGAAAGCAUAUUACAACCUGGGGCUCAAACUCAGACUUUCUCAAGCAAAACUGCGAAUAUGAACAGUUGUCCUUUCUAAAAACAAAUCUGGUGAGAAUGACCGCAAAAGCUCUUAUUAAAAAGCCCAUUGUGGUUCUGUCGUCCUAUGUGAAGGUAGGCUGAGCAUUCUUGGUGAAAUAAGAGUGUUGUGGCUUCCCCCCCUGUGUUUCCGAACGAUGUGACAGAGGAGAGAAAUUGAAAGGUUUAUUUAUGGUUUGUAAAUAUGUGUAUAAUAAUGAGAGAGACCAGACGAAGUGAAAGUUGGAUGAAGGAUCUUUUCAAACCAAUGCUAUGUG